AUCACUCUAAAUUUUAGAAUGGUUUCAAAUCUCUUUUUUCUUUUCUAUACAAUCUUGUCGCAAGACUUGAUUUUAUUUUUUUCUAGAAACUUAGGGUUUAUUUCUCUGAAGUCUGUCUAUCUUUCACAUCAGUUCUCACCGUCGCUGCCUCUCUUAAGGUCUACGGUUGAUGGUAACGGUGAACAUGUAUGGGGUACCUGUAGGUGACAAUGAAGACAAGUUAGCUACUCGGGCUGGCAAACUUGUCCGCGUCUAUUGUCAAGUCAAAUAUGUGGAUUGGAGGAAGGUUCCAGAGAACUACAAGGAAGAUGUGAGGUAUAAGUUGUUGGUAUGUAAUCCAUACUUUUUUUUCUCUCUUCUAUUCUGGUUAUUUUGAGUUACAUUUAAGAAUGAAUGCUUGAUAAUCCUGUUGAUUUGCUGACUUGAAACUUGUUUAUUUUAGCAAGAAUUUGAGUUCAAUGUGCCAAAUCAUUUGGCCAAGUAUAUUGUUAUGGGGUCUCUUCCAUAAAAUUUCAGGACAUUUAAACAUGUUUUAAGAACUGGUCCUCUCCUAGGCAAGGUCACCAUGGAAGAGAAGUUAGAUGCAUGCCCUGGUGAUUAUGACUUCGAUUGUUGGAAAAUUUUUGUCGAGAAUGAGAGCAAACCUGGUGUUAAGGAAAAUCACACCAAAUAUGCAGAAAAUCAAAAGAAAAGGACCAUACAUCACACAUGUGGUCGAGAAUCGUAUGCAAAUAAAAUCCACAAGCUCGCUAAAAAGGAAGGUUUGGUAGCUGAGGCUGCACGAGGACUUGCUUGGAUGAAUGGUCAUGUUGGGAAAGAUGGAAUAGUAAAUCCUUCGGCUGUUGAAAAAUAUGAGCAAGUAAAGGCCGCUAGAUCUAGGAGGCAGGACCUAAUCAAUGCAGGAUUGGCAUCCGCUUCAGACUUUGAGAAUGAUGAGAUUGCUGAAGUCUUUGGACCUGACAAAUGCAGAGCUGGUUUGUUCGGUUAUUCUCCACUUGUCUCGAAGAAGCAAGCCUUAUACGCGAGUGUUGCGACUGCGGUUCCCAAUCAGUAUUGCACCAAUGACUGAUCAUAUGGAUGAGGCUCUACUGCCAAAGCAUACUGAACUAAUCACCAAUGUUGUGCUGCAAGUUAUGGCAAGACAGCAACAAAACCAACAUUCUUCCAGCACAAACCCAGGUACUGGUGGUGUUGAAGAUCCCUAUGGAAAUCAAGUUGUUCUCCUUUACAACAUAAAAAGGGAAGAUGUUGCUACAAGUCAUGUUGUAUAUGGCAUAGAUGGAGAACAUUGUGAGGGACUUUUAGUGCAGCCAGAAGAGAGAAAGGUAUGUCUUGAAACCAUCGAGGAUGGUAACUGUGUUGUACCUGACAGUCCUCAAGGUGAUCGCUGUUAUCUGAGAGAGUAUGUUGCAAAUGAAUCAGUAAUUUGGCUCGUGUUUCGUAUGGAAUUUAUGGAGUCUGCCAUGAAUGAAAACUUCUUCAGUAACUACUUUUUGUGCAGUGGAAACAUAUCCUGCUUUUUAUUUUGAGGA
Molecule: messenger RNA, 1532 nt
Organism: Papaver somniferum (opium poppy)
Lineage: Eukaryota; Viridiplantae; Streptophyta; Magnoliopsida; Ranunculales; Papaveraceae
Exons: 5
Coding region: 566-1069 (167 amino acids)
Source: RefSeq, a predicted model, not a curated record